Molecule: messenger RNA, 4641 nt
Organism: Cyphellophora attinorum
Lineage: Eukaryota; Fungi; Ascomycota; Eurotiomycetes; Chaetothyriales; Cyphellophoraceae
Product: Dicer-like protein 1
Exons: 2
Coding region: 1-4641 (1546 amino acids)
Biological process (GO): siRNA processing
Cellular component (GO): nucleus; cytoplasm; RISC complex
Molecular function (GO): RNA binding; ribonuclease III activity; ATP binding
Source: RefSeq, a predicted model, not a curated record
AUGGCGCAACCUUCGCUGUCGCCAGACUCGGCAAAUCUAUCAGACCUCGACACACCCGGCUACGAUAGCGACUCUGGUCAGACAGACGCGUCAGCUGACCACGAGCUGCUGAAAGAUUCCGAGACCAGUAGCGAGGAGCCGAGUCUAGAAGAUGAGGCAGCUCGUUUGGAUGCUUUCCAGGAUGCAAUCGUUCGGCAAGCCGAAGUCGAGCAACGCAAUAGGGCGGCGGAUCCGUCAGCAGGGCUGCUGGUCCGGUCAAGGCAUGCAAUGGAAACGGCUCGUGAGUAUCAGCAAGAACUUUUCGAAAGAGCCAGAGAUGAAAAUGUUAUCGCCGUGCUUGAUACAGGCAUGGGAAAGACUCUGAUCGCCGCCAUGCUCAUACGCCACGUCCUCGACCAGAGCAUACUCUCUGAUCAACGAAAAUGCAUCUUCUUCCUCGCCAACAAUGUUCCACUCGUCCACCAGCAAGCUCGCUACCUCGCGAACAAUCUCCCAGUCCGUAUUCAGCCUCUCACUGGAUCAGACGGGGUCGACAAGUGGAACGGAGACACAUGGCGAAACAUUCUCAACGACGUGAAUGUGUUUGUGUGCACUGCUGCUGUGCUUGAGCAGGCGCUUUUCCACAAUUUCGUUCGCAUGGGGACAAUCAGUCUAAUCGUCUUCGACGAGGCUCAUCAUUGCAAGAAAAGCCACCCAUACUCUCGCAUCGUCAAGGAUUAUUACCUCAAGACGGCGACCGUCGAGGAGCGACCGCGCCUGUUUUCGAUGACUGCUUCUCCGAUCGACUCCAAGCAGGAUCUCAGCAAGACCCUCGCCAACCUUCAAGAAUUGCUGCAUAGCAAGAUUGUCACUGUACCAGACGACUCGCUCGUUGAUUGGGCUUACAAGCCUAAGGACGUCAUGUGGGAGUACGACUACCCUGGACCUGAAGUCCGGACGCCACUAUAUGAGACACUCAGCCAACUAGCUGUGCUGUUGCCCUCGGUCCAGGCGGAUUUACGAAACGCACCCAAGAUUUCGUCUCAUCUGGGUACUUGGUUUUCGGACAGAAUGUUGCGACACCAUUUUGGUACGGAUGAGCUUGUUCGUACCCUUUACGGCAAGUUCGAACGUGGCAAUCACUAUGCUCAGAUGUCGGAGACUGCGCGAGAGGACUUCAGAGAGCGGCUGUUCGCUGCUCCUGCCGAGGUUAGACAACGGUGUACGCUUGCUUUGCAGCCACAGCUACCUUUCAUGUCGCCGAAGGUCCGAUUACUUUACGAGAAGCUGAACGACCUCUUUACGAACAAUCCAGAUGCACGGGCCAUGGUAUUUGUCACCGAGAGGUGGACAUCCAUCGUCCUUUGUGAAGCUUUCCAGGCUCUCAACAUACCACAUCUGAACCCCGGAUAUCUGACGGGUGCAGGCAGCAUCUCAAUACGUCAGCAAGAGGAAACCAUGCAGCAAUUCAAAAUUGGCGCUAUCAACGUCCUUUUCACAACAAGUGUAGGCGAGGAAGGAAUUGACAUUCCACAAUGCAACAUUGUAGUUCGCUUCGAUCUCAGCAAUACCACGAUUCAGUAUAUCCAAGGGCGUGGUCGAGCCCGUAUGAAAGACUCAAUCUAUGCCCACAUGAUCGAGCGAAAUAACCCGUUGCACAAGGACAACGUGCAAUUCUCCAUUGACGAUGCCGCAUACAUCAAGGCUUUUUGCCAGCAGCUCCCUGCUGAUCGAAUGCUCGGGAAAGGAACGCAGUUGGCACAGAUGCUAGCCAAGGAAUCGUCCUAUCGAUCAUUCGAGACAUCAGCAGGGGUGUGCUGUAAUUUCAGUAAUUGUCUGGUCAUACUCAGCCGUUAUGCGAGCUCGCUCUAUCACAUUGGCGCCACUACCUCGGAAACGUACGAGGAAGUGCUCCAGGAGGACUCGGACGAACCUACCUUCCAGUACAUCGUUCGCUUGCAGCCGGUCGGUGAGUCCAUCGUGAAGGGUGCGAAGGGUGAGCCUCGCCCGAACAAAAUCCUUGCUAAACGCUCGGCCGCAUUCGAAUGUGUGGUCAAACUUCGAGCCGCCGGAUUGCUUGACGACAACCUGGACAGCAAAUUCAAGCGAAUACGGCGUGUCGAGCGCCGUAUGGCUGUCAAUGAGCGAAAGCACCCGUAUGAUAUGGUCUCGAAACCUAAGCUUUGGACAGAGGCCAUUGGUUCCAUUCCAGACACUCUGUAUGCCACAACGAUCGACUUCGACCCAGCCUCUUCAUUAAGUUCUCCGCUGGCACCGAUGGUCAUGCUCACUCGUGUGCCAUUGCCCGCCUUUCCGAAGUUCCCCAUCUUUCUGGAGGAUGACAUACGGACAGACGUUGUCACCAGAUCUGUGGGGUCUUUCGCCGUCCAGCCGUCGGAGCUAGAAGUACUGACAUGCUAUACACUCAAUGCUGUGUUCCACGACGUCUUCAACAAGCGAUAUGAGCAUGAUGCUAGCAAGAUGGCCUAUUGGCUGGUUCCACGCAAUUGCUCAGGCGGCGAAGCGGCAACACUUGAUGCAGUCGUCGACUUCGACCAGAUGAAGGCAUCUGCUGAUCCACGAGGCGAGUGGAAGGAUAAUGCUGAGGCUUCCAAAUGGUGCAACGCGUGGCUCGUGGAUCCACUUAGUGGCAAGCAUCACUAUAUCACAGAAACAAUCGUUGAUGGAGUCAGUAUCCAUGACCCCGAACCUGUCGAGUUCCUGCCGAAAAUUGGUAAAAAGAGAGAACAACAGAGUAUCAUUGACUUCACGGAUAGUCACUGGAGGAAGGACGAGAGAAACAAGUUCACCAAACGAAGAGACGGCAAGCAACCCGUGCUCAGAGCAGAAGAACAGUCGCUCCGUCGCAACUUCCUCGAUAAACCCACAGAGCAGGAGAAGCAACGCCUGAUUCGGUGGAUCGCUCCUGAACCUCUAUUGCUGGGGCGUCUGACUGUAGAAGCUGCACGUGCUGCACUGGCGUGGCCAUCGAUCAUUCACCGCAUCGAAGCGUAUUUGAUCGUGCUUGAGGCCCUCGACUUGCUCGGACUACAAGGAAUUCCUGCAGAACUGGCACUAGAGGCGUUUACGAAAGACAACAACAUCGAUGACCAAGAAGGUCGUACUCACGCGACGAAGUGCCGCGGAAUGGGCUCGAACUACGAGCGACUUGAGUUCAUUGGUGACGCCCUGCUCAAAUUGUGCAGCACCCUCGCAGUGUACAUCCGCACACGCGCUAAGGAAGGCGACAUGCAUGACCGUCGAAAGUACAUUCUUUGCAACGACACUCUCUGCAACAUAUCGGUCCAGGUAACACAUAUGUACCAGUACAUACGGUCCGACGGCUUCAACCGACUGACAUGGUAUCCUGAGAACAUGGUCCUUAUGAGUGGCCGCGGAGCAACAGGAGCAGGUGUCAAGCACGAGCAGCAGUCGCAUGAUCUCGGCAACAAGACCAUAGCCGAUGUCAGCGAAGCCACGAUCGGCGCCGCAGUCAUGACUUGCGCACAUCUGCCUGUUGAGACCCGCUUCGACCUUGGUAUCCGUGCGAUCACCAAGUUGACUGGCAGCGAAGACCACCAGUUCUCCAGCUGGGCCGAGUUUGCAGCCCAACACAACUUCCAGGACUGGCAGACGCGACAAGAUGAUCCACUCGCAAAUCAACUAGCUGCAACACUCGAGCGCUUGACCGGCUAUAAGUUCAAGUUUCCUCGCCUCGCCCGCUCCGCAUUCACCCAUCCCUCUGAGAUGAACUCACCCGUGCCAGACUACCAACGCCUCGAAUUUCUUGGAGACGCAAUCUUCGACUGGGUCGCAAUCUGGAUGCUUUUCAUCACCAACGCCUCCCGCAAUCCCGAGUGGCUGACCGAGCACAAGACGGCCAUGGUCAGCAACCAAUUCCUCGCGGCCCUUGCCGUCCUCCUCGAGUUCGACAAGCUCCUUUUCAUUACCAAUGUCAAGAUGAAAGCCGCUAUCAGCGAGUACGCCUCCGAGUGUCGUGCACGCCGCGCGGAGGAGGGGCCUGACCAUCCGGAUUUCUGGCGCCGCAUCAAAAGCCCGCCUCCAAAAGCCCUCGCUGAUCUAGUCGAAGCGACACUCGGCGCCAUGCUAGUCGACAGCAACUUCUCUUACGCCCCCAUCGAAGCAUUCUUCACCACCCAUGUCCAGCCCUUCUUCAAGAACAUCGAGCUGUACGACGGCUACGCGAACAAGCAUCCCACGAGCUUGAUCCAUAAGGUGAUCAACGGCGAGUAUGGCUGUCGGCAGUUCCGCAUUGAAGUGCGCAACAUGAAGGGCGAGAAAGUCGACGCAGAGGCUUACGGCGCAGAGACCGCCUACGACAAAUUCGCGAGUGUGGAGGAAGGCGAGGAGAUCAUGGCGACGGUGUUCAUUCAUUCUACGGCGUUGGACUUUAGUCAUGGGACAAGCGCGAGGUAUGCGAAGGUCAGAGCGUGUUCGAAGGCGUUGAGGGUUUUGGAUGGGUUGAGCAGGGUGGGCUUCAAGGAGCGAAUGGGCCACUGGGGAGCACUUUGGAUGGCGAAGUUGAUGCUUCAGGAACCGCCGGAGCGCGACUCAGACGCUAUGGCAUCGAGGAAGCCCGACCCUGCAACAGCAGAAUCAGCUGAGGUAGACUGUGAAAGAAAGGAGAAGAUGCUCGAAUGA